AUGAUCUCCGACGAUGACCUCUACCGCCUCGCCAUCCUCCUUGGCUCCUGCGCCAUGAUGAUGAUUGUUCUAUACCACUUCCUCGAUGUCAAUUCCAGCGAGGAGGAACCUGAGUCUGCCGAAUCAGCAAACCAGAUCAAGACCGAGGCUGCUGUAUCAGUGGUGUCCACAGACAAGGUGUUAGAGGAGGGGAAUUAA
Penicillium digitatum Pd1 is the source of this 198-nucleotide messenger RNA. RefSeq names its product dolichyl-diphosphooligosaccharide--protein glycosyltransferase subunit 4. Lineage: Eukaryota; Fungi; Ascomycota; Eurotiomycetes; Eurotiales; Aspergillaceae. The record is from RefSeq and is a predicted model, not a curated record. Gene Ontology annotation, cellular component: oligosaccharyltransferase complex.